AGACACCAGAACAAGACACCACCAGUUAGGGGAUAAAGAGAGGGAGAGGAAGAAGCCGGUCAAAGGGAGCAAGAGGGCAAGCACAAGCAAGGCCCAGCCACCACUUCCAGCCAUGUCCUUCUUCUCAUCCAUGGGCCGUAUUGGCCGCAGUUCGCGUCAGAAGAAGGAAAGUGCACGUCCGCCUAUCCCUCAGCUACCGCAGUCGCAGGGAAAUGGCAAUGCGCAUACCCAGUCUGGUAUGGGCUUCCCACAACAACAUACACAGCAACAAGCACAACGCCCACUCUACCUCUCGCGUCCAUUUGUUCAAAGCGCGCUCGUCAAGGGCUCCUUUGCAACGAUUGUCGUGCUACCAAAGUAUAUCGAGCAAGGCGAAUGGCUCGCCCUCAACUUGUUUGAGUUCUUUACGCAUUUGAACCACUUUUACGGCGUCGUGAGUGAAGGGUGCACGCCAAACAGUUGUCCGAGCAUGUCUGCAGGACCAGGCCUCGACUACACCUGGCUCGAUCAAAAUAGAAAACAGAUGCGGCUACCGGCCUCGCAAUACAUUGACUAUGUCCUGGCAUGGAUCAACAAUCGCGUCAAUGAAGAAGGCUUGUUUCCAACAAAGGCCGGACAGCCCUUCUCCUCGCAAUUCCUACCAACCUGCAAAGCCAUUGCAAAACAACUCUUUCGCAUCUUUGCACACAUCUAUCAUGCACAUUUCGAUAUUAUCCUGCAUCUUGGACUUGAAGCGCAUUGGAACUCAUUCUUCCAGCACUUUAUCUGUUUUGGCAAAGAAUUUGAGUUGCUGGAUGGCAGGGACGUUGAGCCUCUUGCUGUGCUCAUUCAAACCUUUCAGCAGCAGGGCAACAUCCAAUGAUGCAAAUCACUUCUGUCACUUGGUGGCAGGAUCAUAACGCAGCGCCCGUUCUCACAUCUAUUUAUAACCGUACUUUAAAAGCGCAUCUCUAUCACUUACUCACCGU
This is a messenger RNA of Protomyces lactucae-debilis, 968 nucleotides long. Its product is annotated as Mob1/phocein family-domain-containing protein. The record is from RefSeq and is a predicted model, not a curated record. Gene Ontology annotation, cellular component: nucleus; cytoplasm. Gene Ontology annotation, molecular function: protein kinase activator activity. The transcript has 2 exons. Lineage: Eukaryota; Fungi; Ascomycota; Taphrinomycetes; Taphrinales; Protomycetaceae. Gene Ontology annotation, biological process: positive regulation of protein phosphorylation; signal transduction; cell division. Bases 113 to 862 code for a protein of 249 amino acids.